Molecule: messenger RNA, 5008 nt
Organism: Brachypodium distachyon (stiff brome)
Lineage: Eukaryota; Viridiplantae; Streptophyta; Magnoliopsida; Poales; Poaceae
Exons: 2
Coding region: 2342-4876 (844 amino acids)
Source: RefSeq, a predicted model, not a curated record
UUCGUCUUCUCCUAUCGCCCGACUCCUCCCGUUCCAUCUGCCUCUUCCCCCUCAAAAAUAAAAAAUAAAAAAUCUGCCUCUUCCUCGCCGUCCCGGAUCUCCUCGCCCACGGUAAGCGCAGCAGUCCGUGCUGUGUAGAUCGCACGCGCCAAUGGAGCCCAAAAUCCCUUCGCAAGUCGCAACUCCUGCGGGAUCUUAUCCCCUCUUCCAAGUUCGAAGCAUCUCCACUCCAACCCCCUUCCGCGUCUCUCGCCAUGCUGAGCACGAGGAGGGGUGAACUGAAAUCCAUCCAUUCCAGGGCUGGAGGGGGUCGCAAACCGCGGCCAAUUAUUCGCCUUAUUAAUCCCCUGGUACGAUUUAUUAAUCACUUUUAAAAAAAAAAUUACUCGAUCUGAUUCGUUGGUUCCCAAACUCCACCCUAGUUAUCAGAGGUUUAUAACAUCAAUAGUUACUGUUGGAUAGUCUGAAAAAUAAGUAGCAUUCACGGAUUUAUUGCUAGGAGUCUAGGAGACCUAGCAAAAAAAAGUCAUGGUCUUUUAUCUCUCACGUGUUAGUCGACGUUAUCCUCCUUUCCAUCACCUCUUUCUCUUACUUUCCCCAUCCCUAUUCUAAUUUUCUCAAUUUCUUAGUCAUCCCCUCUCGGCCUCUCUCUUUCUCAGACCACACUCCACCCUCCAUAUAUGUAUUUCCUGAAUGAAACGAAUUAUUUCCAGCCCAAUUCAUGCCCAUUUAUUUUCUUUAUCGGAUCGUAAGAAUUAGUGGAAGAAUUUAAUUCGCGCUAGUAGAUGGAGAAUUUUGAAGUUUUGAUUGGGGUUGAGAUGCGGAGUCCAGGGUACAUUGUGUCUUUGGUAGUGUUUCGUUGUAGAAUGAUGUAGCUCAUGAAUUGACAUUCGAUCAUGCGAUAUGUGCUCACUGUAGUUAAGCGAAUGAUGUAGCUCAUGAAUUGUCUAAGAAGUGUUAAAGCAUGAGGUUUGGAAGUGCGUUUACAGAAGAGUGUUGAAAGAUAUCUGCGGAAAUGCAGAUAUGGAGGUGAUGUCCUCAAUAUAGUCUUGAAGUCAUGAACUAGAAAAUGCAUGAAAGACAUGAGGAGAGCAAGUGAUGUAAUUCAUUUCAUUCAGGAAUUAAUUGAAAUGAAUCAAUCUACGUCCCACAAAAGACAAUUCAUCAAAUUAACCUGCAGGACCAGGCAGAUAAGCAGAGACCACUUGCCAAAGAAUCAAUCAUAUGGAAUUACUCACCUACUGCGAUUAAAGAACUAAAGGACAGGUUCUUCACUCAAUUCCCAAACAAAAGGUUUUCUUAGAAAAUGGGACCGCGACUGCUCAAGUCUUGUAGACAAAAUGUAAUACGGUAAGGGACAUGCUGGUGCCAACUGUGUAGAGCCAACCCACUAAAUAUUUCUCUUAUACUGUAUUCAUGUGGCAGCGUUCUCAUCACUUACAAUAGUGCUCCUCGAUUGGAUUCCUUCUCACUUUGACCAACCCACUGCUUUAUUCAUGUGGUGCCGUGUACCCACCAAGUCGUCCGUCCUUGUUUCAGUUUGGUCUUCUUCCAGCUUUUCUGAUAUCUUGAAACCGGAUUCACACCCGAGUCUAGGAAAAUAUUGUCUGGUUUCAAAUCCAAAUGGAUAACGCGGUUGGAGUGGAGGUAUGCUAAUCCAGAGUUUUGUAGGCUUUUCUUUUUAAUAAAUUUAGUUUAAUUUUGAAAACUUGACUUAUGAUAAAGUUAGAAAAUCUUGUAGAAAAAAUGAAGACUAUUAUAGUUCAAGAGGAGGUAACAGGGAUACACCCAAACAUUACAGUGGAUGUGUGUUGAACCAAGAGUUGAUAGUAAGCGAUACAUAGAUGGAGCUUGACCACCUGCUCUUGUCAAGGAGACUGAUCGAUGCUUAUCACCAACUCGACCUUUAUGACAAAUACAAAUACAAGUUGAUGAUGCGCGCAUCGAGUUGGAAUCUGAACCAUUUGUUAGUCAAUUGGUUUCCAAUUAUUUACUCGACUGAAGUAAACCAUGAUUCCAUUACAUUAAUUGAAGAAAAAACAACAUCAAUUUAAUUAUUGUGCAGGGGGGGGGGGGUAAACAUUACAACUUGAAGUAUAUAUGAAUAAAAAAAUUACACAAAUGUGAACAAACUGCAGGAGGAAGAUGAAAAUGCGAAUAAAUAAACAGCAUGAUUGUGAACACUGGCCGCUAGCUACAUGAAGUCCACUACUACUGCCGGUUCGUAGCUAGUCAUUAUAGUCUGAUUCUAUAUAAUCAGGAGCUGAACCGCGUGAGAGUAGUACAUCUUGGAGUCGCCUCCUUCCUCCUGCAGCUAGCUCCACCACCAGUAAAGCAAAAAAUGGCGUCCAACGAUGAAAUAGAGUUGGGCAAUCAAGGGCAAUCGUCCAUCCAGCUCCCUGCGGGCAACAAGCCUUCAAGGCCACUGGGGUAUGAGCUGAAGAAGCACCGGCUGCUUCUGGCCACUCUGGUGGCGACGGUGACAUAUGUGGCCGGGACCAACCUGCCAGGGGGAGUCUGGCAGGACACGCAGGAUGGACACCUUGCUGGCGACCUCAUCCUUCCGACCACCCACUACCAUCGAUACCUCGCAUUCUACUACUGCAACGCGACUGCAUUCGCCGGGUCAAUCGUGGUCUGCCUCCUCCUCCUCAUCCUGGAGGCCGACGAUGGCGGAGUAUUGGAAGCUACAGUGUGGGUGGUCAUGGUUAUCGAUUUGGUUUGCCUCACUGGGGCCUAUGUUGCAGGGAGCAGCCGGGAUGCAUUCACGACGAUUUACUCCUCGGUGCUAAUGUGUGCCUUCUUGGCCUACAUGUCGGUUUUCUUCUUGGUCAAUGUCGUCUCCAGGUUGACAAAGAAACAAUUGCAACAACCAGGCGGUGAUGAUCUCCAGGAGCAGGGUGAUCAGGAUGGUAAUAAUAUAGAACCACGGAGGGACGAGGAACCGCACGAGGCCCUGAUGGUGUUGGCAACCUUUGUGGUGACAAUCACAUAUGUGUCCGGGCUGAACCCUCCAGGCGGCUUUUGGAGCAACACCCAGGAUGGCCACCGUGUGAGCGCCCCAAUCCUCAUGGACUCUAACCCCGCCCGCUAUCAGGCCUUCUUCUUCUUCAACACCGCGGCAUUCGUCACGUCCCUUCUUAUUAUCACCCUAUUCCUCGACAGGAAGCUAAGCAGGCGAAUAAUCUCUGCUAAUUCAUGGUUUGUUGCACUGUACGUGUACAUUGCCACCGCGCUCCUUGGCCUUGUUGGGGCAUAUGUGGCUGGGAGCAGCUGGGUUCUUAACAGUGCCAUCUAUCCCUUCUGUCUGAUUGGCUUGCUGUUUUCAUACAUUUUCCUCCGAGUGGCUAUUGGCAGAGUCACAAGAAGUAUCGAGAUCAAGAAUUACUGCUGCCCGGGGCUACUUGAAACUAUAGGUGGAGCUGCUUCGCGGUGCUUUGCCCGGUCUUCUGGCGGCAGGGACACAAUUCAAGAACCAGAAAGUGCUCGCAAUCUUGUUAUAUUGCUUGCUACCCUUGUGACGAGCAUCACUUACCAAGCUGGACUAGAUCCACCAGGCGGCGUCUGGCCACAGGACCUGGAUGGGCACAAGUGUGGGGACCCAAUACUCCUCACAACACACCCAACACGGUACAAGGUGUUCUUCUACAGCAACUCAGCUGCUUUCAUCGCAUCCUUAAUUGUCAUGACAAUGCUCUAUACCAGAAUCCUAUAUAUUGGCCGUAGGCUCGAGAUGGCGAUGUUAUUGGAUUUAUUCGGCCUCAUAGGUGCAUAUGCGGCAGGGAGUUGCAGGGAUUUAAGCUCCUCCUUAUAUGUUGUCGCCUUGGCUGGCAUUGUCUUUGUCUAUGUGGAGAUUCAUAUCGUCUUCUUUGCACAAAAAGACCACAGUUGCUCGGACAAGCAAUCAGAAGCUAUGCUGGAGAAUAAGCGUCAGAUCUUGCUGCUCCUGGCAAUCCUGUCUGCCACACUGACCUAUCAAUCUGGGUUGACACCACCAGGGGGCUUCUGGUCAGCAGAUGACCAACUCGGGCACCGUGCGGGUUUCCCGGUCCUCCCAGAUAACUACCCUCGUCGUUACAAGGCAUUCUUCUAUUGCAACGCGAUGAGCUUCAUGUCAUCCGUGGCUUUAAUUGUCCUCCUUGUGAACCCAAACCUAUAUAGGUUAGGGAUACGGUGCUAUGCACUCUAUGUGUCCAUGAUAGUGGGCAUCAUUGGCCUCAUUGGUGCCUACGCUGCUGGAAGCUCCCGGCAUCUACAAGCCUCCGUCUAUGUGCUAGUGUUGGCUGCUCUAGUAUCCUUCCUUGUAAUUCUGCAGGCGGUCAUUCUCUGUACUCGCAGCCGGAGAAGGAAUAUGAAUAUGCCUGAAACAGUACCCUGCCCUGGAUCAGGAGAACGCGGAGCCUAUGAUGACAGUGAUAUUGCACAGAUUAGACACACUGACCUGAGCGAUUAUUGUAUGACACUGGGAGUCAUGGCGGCAAGUGUAACAUAUCAGGCUGGCCUAAAGCCACCGGGUGGUCUCUGGCAGGACAACGUCAACGGACACUCUGCAGGCAGCUCUGUUCUCCUUGACGUCGACAAACGCCGAUUUCUGGCUUUCGCCUAUAGCAACUCCACCUCAUUUAUGGCUUCUAUCUCCGUCAUCAUCUCGCUUCUUCCAGGGAUGCUGCACCUCCAGUACAGGACCCUGCUUUGGCCAAUUAAAAUGGCCAUUCCGGUAGGCAUGCUCGGCCUCCUCGGUGCCUACGCAGCUGGCACUACCAGGGAGUGGGACACGCCCGCCAAUGUCAUCGCUCUACUCGUUCCUGUGCUGGUCUUUAUUGCAGCAGUGUCAUUCUGCUGCCGCAAGAAAGGCCAACGGGGCUGGGCGUGGUAGUAUGCCGGCUUUGUUUCAUUGUCGAUUUUCAUGUAAAAGCAUCCGGUGGUUGUUGUAAACCAAAUUGAUGGAUAUUUCUCAUACGGUCCAGUUAAUGCGAUGUUUCUAAAAAAGUGGUCAGACUUAUCUAUA